Messenger RNA from Cajanus cajan (pigeon pea), 1001 nucleotides. NCBI's taxonomy places the organism in Eukaryota, Viridiplantae, Streptophyta, Magnoliopsida, Fabales, Fabaceae. The record is from RefSeq and is a predicted model, not a curated record.
UGUCUUAGCCUAUGAUGAUACUGAUUGUAAUUGUAUACUCCUCAUUUUGUCACUGUGCAAUUUAUUUAUUAUUUUCCGUGAUACCUUGUGAUUCUUUCACUUUUCUUCCUUUUUAGCUUCAUCGCAUUCCUCCCCUCACCAGCCACAGAUAAAGAUCCUGCGGAUUAUAAGUAAAUAUUACGAGGAUGAAGAUGAUAACUAAUGUUUCCGAGUAUGAGGAAAUUGCAAAGGAAAAAUUGCCAAAGAUGGUUUUUGAUUACUAUGCAUCAGGGGCAGAGGAUCAGUGGACUUUGAAAGAGAACCGAAAUGCAUUCUCAAGGAUUCUGUUCCGGCCGCGUAUUCUUGUUGAUGUAAGCAAGAUAGACUUGACUACAACAGUAUUAGGCUUCAAAAUAUCAAUGCCUAUCAUGAUUGCACCUACAGCCAUGCAAAAGAUGGCUCACCCUGAAGGAGAAUUAGCUACUGCCAGAGCAGCAUCAGCAGCUGGCACAAUCAUGACACUAUCCUCAUGGUCUACUUCCAGUGUUGAGGAGGUUGCUUCAACAGGUCCUGGCAUCCGUUUUUUCCAACUCUACGUGCUUAAAGACAGAAAUGUGGCUGCUCAGCUUGUGAGAAGAGCUGAAAGAGCUGGUUUCAAGGCAAUUGCCCUUACUGUGGACACUCCAAUUCUUGGUCGAAGGGAGGCUGACAUCAAAAACAGAUUUACAUUGCCACCAAAUCUGUUAUUGAAGAAUUUUGAAGGUUUGGAUCUUGGAGAGAUGGACAAGACUAGUGACUCUGGUCUUGCCGCUUAUGUUGCUGGACAAGUUGAUCGAUCACUCAACUGGAAGGAUAUCAAAUGGCUUCAAACAAUCACGUCAUUGCCAAUUCUAGUAAAGGGUGUACUUACUGCUGAAGAUACAAGGAUAGCCGUACAAGUUGGAGCUGCUGGAAUCAUUGUUUCCAAUCACGGGGCUCGUCAACUUGAUUAUGUCCCUGCAACUAUUAUGGCUUUGGAAGAG